GGGCUCCGUCACCCGGGUCUGUGCUCCGUCAGUAAUCACGUGAGGACUCGAGCCCUUCUGAACUAAGCAUCUGUUUAUUGUUUGAAACAGGGACCCCAGGUCUAGCCUAGGCUAUCCCGGAGUUCCCUGUGCAUCCCUUACACCUGCUUCAGCCUCUCCUGUUGGCAUCGCCUUCGUGAGCCACCCACGUCUAAAUUUCAGACAGAAUCUGGUGUUCAGCAAUGCCGAAGUCAAACAGCUGCUUCCCCUCCCUGGAUAAUUUCUUUCUCAGCAGCGCAGAUGAAGCUGGAAACUUUCCAGUUAAGGGGAAAUCAUUGGAUUGGUUUCUCCCUCCAGCUCCACUGAUUUCAGAAAUUCCAGAUAUUCAAGCGUUAGAGGAAGAAAUUGAAAGUCAUAAACUGUUAGGCCAAGAAAAGAUACCAAAAAUGAUAACAUCAAAUUUGCAGAUCAUUAAUGAAGACAAAAAUUGUAUUUCACCAACACAAAAAUUCCAUUUUCCAUAUAAUGUGGGUAAAGAUUCCCUAAAUUUAGGAGGAGCAAGUAACGAUGACUUAUUUCUGUCAUCCCGUUUUCCUGGCAAGCUGGUGUAUGGCUCAUCUCAGAAAUAUAAAGACCACCUGGGCACUAAGAAUCCACCUGCUAAGAAUGGUCCUGGUGAUUCAGAAUCACCUAAUGUUGCAGAGGAUGGAGGAGAGGGGACACCAUCAUUCAAGAAAAGCCCAGGGAAACUUACCCAAACAAAAAUAAACAAGAAGAAUUCGUGGAACUGCAGCAAUAAUAAGCAGAAACUUCAGUAUUCCACAAAUAAAGUGAAAGCAAAGGAUGAGUUUCCUGGUUCUGAAACUGGAGAAAACAUAUUCGAAGUGCCGGUCUUUUCCGUUGCAUCCCAACCUCACGACGUUCAAGGUAUAACUCCAAGUAGCCUAAGUUCCUUGAAGGCUGUUACAGAAAUCCCGGCAAAAUUUAGGAGUAUAUUCAAAGAAUUCCCUUACUUCAACUAUAUACAAUCCAAAGCCUUUGAUGAUCUUCUUUACACAGAUAGGAAUUUUGUGAUUUGUGCCCCCACUGGCUCUGGGAAAACUGUAGUGUUUGAACUUGCAAUAACUAGGUUGUUAAUGGAAGUUCCAUUGCCGUGGCUCAACAUGAAGAUUGUUUACAUGGCACCAAUAAAAGCCCUUUGUAGUCAGCGGUUUGAUGACUGGAAAGAAAAAUUUGGAUCAAUAGGCUUGAAUUGUAAAGAACUUACUGGAGAUACAGUAAUGGAUGACCUGUUUGAGAUUCAACAUACCCAUAUAAUUAUGACGACUCCAGAGAAGUGGGACAGCAUGACCAGGAAGUGGAGAGACAACUCUUUAGUUCAGCUGGUUCGACUGUUUCUCAUUGAUGAGGUGCAUAUUAUAAAAGAUGAAAACCGUGGUCCAACUCUUGAGGUUGUUGUUAGCAGAAUGAAAACUGUCCAGUCUUCAUCUAGGGCUUUACAGAAUGACAGCCCUGUCCCUAUGAGAUUUGUCGCUGUGUCUGCAACCAUUCCCAAUGCUGAGGAUAUCGCAGAGUGGCUUUCGGAUGGUGAGAGGCCUGCUGUGUGUCUGAAAAUGGAUGAGAGCCACAGACCUGUGAAACUUCAGAAAGUGGUCCUGGGCUUUCCCUGUGGCAGUAACCAAACUGAAUUUAAGUUUGACUUAGCCCUCAACUAUAAAGUUUACAGUGUUAUACGGACUUACUCCGAUCAGAAGCCCACACUUGUGUUUUGUGCAACAAGGAAAGGUGUGCAGCAGGCUGCUUCUGUUCUUGUAAAAGAUGCUAAAUUUAUUAUCUCCAUGGGACAGAAACUCAGGUUACAGAAGUCUGCAUAUUCUAUAAGGGAUUCAAAACUCAAAGAUGUCGUGGUGUAUGGUGUCGGCUAUCACCAUGCCGGGUUGGAGCUAUCAGAUAGGAAACUGGUUGAAGAACUGUUUACUUCUGGAGAUCUCCCAGUUCUUUUUACCACCAGUACUCUUGCCAUGGGAGUGAACUUGCCGGCUCACCUGGUAGUUAUAAAGUCUACGAUGCACUACAUUGGAGGCAUGUUUGAGGAGUACAGUGAGACAGACAUUCUGCAGAUGAUUGGGAGAGCCGGCAGACCUCAGUUUGACACGACAGCUACUGCAGUUAUUAUGACCCGGUUAAGCACAAGAGAGAAGUACGUUCAGAUGUUAGCGUGUAACGACACCGUAGAGAGCAGUUUGCACAGACAUCUUAUUGAGCAUUUAAAUGCAGAGAUAGUGCUGCACACCAUCACAGACGUGAACAUUGCUCUGGACUGGAUCCGGUCCACCCUCCUGUACAUCAGAGCUCUGAAAAACCCAUCUCAUUACGGUUUUGUAUCUGGAUUGAACAAAGAUGGAAUCGAAGCAAAAUUACAAGAAUUGUGUUUGAAGAAUCUGAAAGAUUUAUCAUCACUAGACUUAAUAAAGAUGGAUGAAGAUGCUUAUUUCAAACCAACAGGCAUAUCAUUGUCAAAUACCAUGGUAAAUGCAGGUUUGACUUCCUUUAAAAAAAUAGAAGAAGCAAAUGCAAGAGAAAUUGAACUGAUUUUAAGUAGACUUCCGCCUUUCGGAACCCAGAUAAAAGAAGCUGUGAUGUAUCUACCCAAGUAUGAACUUGAAGUGGAGCAGAUUUCUAGAUACAGCGACACCAAGGCGGAGAUACUGGUGACUGUUGUGUUAAGAAACUUUGAACAGCUGCAGACCAAGAGAACAGCGCCAGACACUCACUACGCUACCUUAAUCAUAGGCGAUGCAGAUAAUCAGGUCGUUCUUAAGCACAAAAUCAUGGAUUCUGUUUUGUUAAAAAGUGGACAUUGGGCUAAAAAAAUUGAUGUGAAGAGAGCUUUUAUAUCUGAAGAUCUUAGCAUUAAUCUAAUUAGUUCUGAUUAUGUUGGCCUUGAUAUUCAGAAGAAAUUUACAGUCUUUUAUUUAGGCCCCAGGAGGUGUGUAAAUCAAACAGUUAUGCAAGGAAGGUUAGAAACAGAUAUUUCUCAUCCCAAGCACUCAAAUAGAGCUGCUGCAGCACUGUGCAGUAAAGGAAUGGCUACCUGCAAAAAACCUGGGAACCGAGAAUGCAAUCAUCACUGUAAAAGUAAACAUACAUGUGCACAUGACUGCUGUAAAAUUGGAGUUCCACAAAAGGCAGAAGUUAAAGAGUCAGCAAUGUCUUCCUAUUUGUCUGACUUAAAAAGCAGAGAUGCUGUCUCUUCUCUUCCCCCAGUAAAACGACUCAAGAUACAGAUGAACAAAUCUCAAAAUGUGGACCUUAAGGAGUUUGGUUUUACUCCAAGACCUUCCCUUUCCAGUAUAUCAAGGUCAGGAUCUUUAAACAUCCCAGAGUUGCCAAUGUCAGAAACAUGGAGUGAGUGUGAAGUCUAUGGAGAAGUUCCACAGGAACCAUCUGAAUAUCAUGGCAAAGAUUUUCUCAGAUGGAGCUCUUGUAUAACUUCAAAUGAAAGGACUCCUCAAACAGUGAUGUUCAGCAGGCACGCUAACACAUCUGGAAACCACAGUGUUAUGGGUGAAAGCAAGUGUUCUGAAGUCUUGGAUGUGAACUUUGAGUUGGGAAAUGAAGUUUGGGAUGACUUUGAUGAUGAAAGCUUAGUAGAAGUUAUGAGCUUUUCAGCCAAGGCCGAGAAGACAGCUGUAUCAGGAUUUGGAGACACUUGUGAUUCGAGUCCCUGGGGAAGUAAGCUACCCUUCCAAAAGUCAAGCAACAAAUUCCAAAGAGAAAUCUCAAACAGUUAUGCUUCAUCACAUGGAAAGCCAGAUAUUUAUCUAUUAGAUUGUGCCAUGUCCAAGUCUGGUCCAUCUCCUGUCGCAGAAUUACCUCUACAAACUGGAAGUGCAAACCUUGUCAAUUUUCAAGACAGAAGACAGCCAACUCUCUCACCAGUGAUCGAGAGGGUGAGCUUUACCCGCUCUAACAAAACACCACAGUCUCUCAACUUUCAGGAAAUGGAUAUUUUUAUUGGAAACAGUGACUCUAGAAAGGAAAUUGAUCUCAGUAAGUAUUAUCCUGAUGAUGCAGCUGAAGAAAAGAAGGCUCUUCUGGGAAUAUUUAAGGAUAUUUUCUAAAAAAAAAAAAAAAAGAAAGAAAGAAAAGAAAGAAUUAUUUUGUUAAUAAGCAAAGUAUAAACAUGUCUAAUCCCCAAAGAAUGCUUUUUUAUUUUUAAAAAUAAUUGACAACCAUUCAAAAUUUUUCUCUUAAAUUUGAUCCAUUUCUUGACUUUCUUAUAACACAAUAUAUGAACUGAUACAUUUUUAUUUCUGUUGUAACUUCUUUUACAGUUUUAUAGUUUUGUUUCAGCAAACUGGUAAUUAUCAUUAUAAGUCAUUUUUAUUAAAUCAAUUUUAAUAGAAACCAAGGUUUCGUUUUUUAUUUUCUUAAGAAAGGUGUCUGAGAGAGCGACAUAAUCCUGCGAAUGAGUCUGCUCAGUGAGCAGCGUAUCACGAACGCUUUCUCACAUGUCCUGUCCUGUCUCUCUCUGGACUUUCAAGAGUCCAGCUUUUAAAAAUGUUAUUCCAU
Messenger RNA from Myodes glareolus (Bank vole), 4554 nucleotides. NCBI's taxonomy places the organism in Eukaryota, Metazoa, Chordata, Mammalia, Rodentia, Cricetidae. The record is from RefSeq and is a predicted model, not a curated record.